CUGAGAACCACAACUACAUAUUCGUCAUGGAGUUUAUCAAAUAAAUCUUCACAAUAGCCGGGACAGUUUGUACGUCGUCGUUUUGAGACCAUUUCUAAUAGUUUACUGUAUACAUGUUUGGUGUUUCAGAAUUUAACGCCGCAUAAGGUAAAAUAAACGUUUGGCAGCUAGUAAGUUGUUUGUUAACAAAAUAACUGGAUUUCUAGAGUGGUUGUUUGUUUUUUGUGCUUUUUUUUUUUAACAACCGCACCCUCUGGGUAAAUCAACUUGGACUGGAAACUUGAAAUUGAAACGUUUAUAGUAGUUUCGUUUCUCAAGUAUUGCCCACUAGCUGUGGUUAAUUUGCGCUCUGUUUGUAAGCGAAAGCGAGUAAAUAGUCAAAGUCAGCAUUUAGAGGGAAGCACUGAAACCAGACACGCCCACUUGCCAACCUGGAACCUUGUAGCACAGAUGAUACAGAAGGCCUUUAACAUCACAAUAAAAUGUCAAGUAGCCUCAAGCAACGCUUCACCUCUGAGGUGAAAGAAUUCAUUCCGCUUGGUACACCACGGCGCCAAAGUUUAAAUGGCACAUCCCAUCCUAUAUCACGUAGAGCACGUCUUGAACCUCUUGAGAAGUCGCCAAAACUUUUAAGUUCACUGGAUAAACGUGUGCUGCCAAUCAAAAGCCCUGAGCUGAAGCAGAGGGACAAGUCCACUGCAUCCUCCAACAAGAGCUCUAGGACAGAACAGGACAGCAGUGUUGCUGUGAGAAGACUACAACCAAACAAUGGAAACAUUCACUCCUUUAUGGAUAGGCCCCUCAAUCCAAUAGUUAAAAAGGAGGUGAAAAGGACCAGUUCUUACAACAGAGCCAGAGAAGAUUCUAUAGCUCUCAGCAAGGAGCUAAAUGAAAACCUGAGGGUCGGAGGAGGUAUGUAUCAUUUAGAUUGUGCUACAACAUUUCGGAGGCAUUCUGUUCCUCAGUCAUCUCAUUCCAGGCCUAAACUUGAGAACUGUAGUGCCAACUCAUUCAAGCAAAGGCGUAAAAGUUCAGUUAGCACAGGGGAGCGAUACGUCCACCGCCCUGAUCAGAGGAAAGAUAGACAGGAGAAUAGAGACGGCAACGCAUUUAGCAACAUGUCCUCACAGAAGGAAUUAAGCACCCCUCACCGGAAUACUACCACGGAGGGCAGGCUGUCCCUUUCUGCAAAGAGAAAAAGGGAGGCUAGCACAGGCAGUGAGAGGGAAAUUAAACAGCCGAGUCUAGAUAUCCUGCUCACACCCAGCUCUUCAAGUAUAAACUCACCACCAAAAUUUGUCAGAUGUGCCUUCUUGAACUGCAGCAGUGAUUCUGUGCUAACUAUAAAGGAGAAACAAUCCCCUAAUCCCACAUCAGACACCAACAAACCAAGACCUCCAUCCUCCCUCCCCAGGCAGCUGUUUAAACCUUGUAAGGAGCCUAGCAGUAAGUCAAACACAGAGAGCGGCAAACCACACUCAUUUCAGUUCACUAAAUUCCCCCUAACUGGAGAGCCUAAAGAUGCUAUGUUGGCACAUGCUAACAAAAGUCUCAGAUCUCCACCUAGCCAACCGUAUUUUUGCAAAAUCUCUCCAAAGUCAAGCACAAUGUUUGACAAAAAGUAUGGAGAAAGAGAAGGUUGUACUAUCUCCACACUCACAAGCUCCUCAUCCAGCCACAAGGAGAGCACUAAAAAUCGCUCACCCCCCCAUCAGCCCAAACUAGGAACACCCUGCUUUGCUGAGCAAGCCAGUUCAUGUAAGAUGGAACCGGAUGAAAGAAUUCCAUUGCAAGUGGAGCAAUCACGCUGCCUCAAGGCUAACAUGUCUGCCCCAGCUGUAUCUGUAAAAGUAGAAGGAUCAGCAGAAAAGAAGUGCUGCCCCCAGUGGAAAGAUCCCUUAGAUAUUGAGCUGGAAGAUGACUCGGGAGAUGAUCUGAGAGAAAGCUGUGCUAUCAGCCUGAGCAGCAGCAGCAGUGGUCAUGACAAGGAUCAAUUGCCCUCCCUGAGGGAGAUCAUGGAUUGGAGUGUCCGUGUGCCUGUUACCCCUGAGAAAGAUGCUUUUUCUGAGCCCAUGACACCAGUCCCAAAAACAGCACCCGAGGCAGUGAAAACCAAAGCAGUUAGUUAUAGAAAUACACUGGAACAGAUGCUGCAAGAGAAGGAACAAUAUCAAAGGUCAAAAGAGCUGGAGAGGCAGUUACUUGCAUCUUGUGAAGAGGACCUGCUGAAUUUCAAUGAGGAUGAGAACAGUGAAAGUAAAGAGGAAGAAAUUUCACAUGAGCAAAGGGAAUUUUUGCAAAGGUACUCUGUUGCCUCAUGUGCCAUCAAGGACAUCCACCCAGGAGAGGAAGUGUUCACACCUGCUAUGUUUGGCCGACUCUUCAGUCAUCAGACUCUGGACCUGAGGAAGAUUAAUGUGACUCCACUCAACAGAUCACAAAAAAUCCUCCUGCAGGCCAGUUCUGAGAAAGUGUUGUGUCUGAUCAGUGCAGGCUUGUUGAGGAAAGCCUACUGUUCUUUCCCUUGUCAGCCUGAGGUUACACGCUGGCUUUUUCAGAUGAUGUCAGUUGACCCAAACCCCAUCACUUCUUCACGGAUCCUACAGUCUUUGCAAACCAUCGCUCUGUCUUCAGCUGAACACAUAGUGGAAAACCAGAGCCGAAAGUUUAAAGUGUGGGUGCCCACUGUACAGGAUAUUGCAACAGUGUUCCUUAACAUGGGAGCAUCAUUCAUCAGUCUCUUCCCUCUGGAGGCCCUGCAACCCCCUUUUACUGAAGGAGACCUUUUAGAGAACUUUCAGGUGGAAGAGACCAGCCAAGAAAGACUGAUUUCUGAUUUGAAAGACUAUGCCACUUUACCAGUGCAUAAUUUGGAAAGUGUUAUCAAGUACCUGUCCCUGUGCACUGCGCUGUGUCCGAAAGCGUACACUGAUGAGGAGUUGCUGUUGCUUCUAACAGUGGCAUGUAGAAUCGCACUGGAGACUCAUUUCCAGUUGCUGCCAACUGGACACUUCAGCCUCCUCCUCCAGAACAUGCUUAAGAACAUCACACACUGGGAAGUACAGAUAUCUAAAGCUUGCCAGACCUUGACUGAUUUAUCGGAAGAUCAUCACAACCUUAGGCGGCUCGUUUAUCUUCUGCCAGAAAGCAAUCGUGGAAAGCAAUUAAAACGACACCUGAGUUUGUCUAUCAUCUCAAAGCUUUUGAAUCACACCUGCACCUACAAACCCUCAGGCACAGAUUUUAAGCUAGCUGAGCUGAAACCUUAUCUACCUCAAAUCCGUCCUUCAUCCCUGCUGAAAAGCCUCAGGUUUGCAAGAAGAGCAGAGGAUUGUGAUGCCACUCUAGACCAACAAGCAUAUUACCUCUGCUACAGCCUUUUGACGUUGACAAAUGAAGCCUCCAAUUUUGAGUUUUUACCCUCAAACCAAAGAAACGAUCUGCGCAGUCUUUCUUCUCAACUGGAGAAACACAUUAAAUGUGACAUUAGGGAGAGCGAGAAGAUGCUGUACAGGAGCAAGGUGAAAGACUUUGUGGCAAGGAUAUACACCAAGUGGCAGGUGCUUCUCACACGAUCAAGGCCUCAAGAGGGAAAGCUGUAUGAUUAUUGGAAGCCUCCACCAGAGGAUGAGGUGCCCAACAGUCCUAAGGGCCAGUCCUGCCUCACAGCACAAGACACUUCAGAGAGUGCGGAAGAAACUCCAACCACAGAGUCAAGUUGUACAGAGUCAGAUGAGGAUGAUGAGAGCAAAGAAGAUGAGGACUGGGCUAAAGAAUGUGAGGAACCUGAGAACACUGAGGAGAACAAGGCAUGCCAGAAUGAAGAAAGUGGGAAGGUAGAGAUGAAAAGUGAUGAGCAACAGCUGAUGGAGCUAGGUGAAGAAGAGGGACAGUUGGAAGAAACCCCUGAUGAAGAGCUGUUUAAAAGCGCUGAAGAGUUCAUGAAGAGUGAAGACGACGAAGAUCUCAUUAAUAGAGAGGAGGAGCUUUUUAAGGACGAAGAGCCACAUGAAGAAGACAGAAAGCACAUCGAAUCAAACAAUGAGCUAGAAGAACUUGAGGAUGGAGAGCUGUUAGAAAUUCAAGAGCAAAUGAAGGAUGAGAUUUGCGAGGAGAUGUCUGUAGACUCUUUUUGAGAGGAUUGUACACCGCACCUUUGGUAGCAUUAACACUCAUACUUGUUGUCAAAUGGUCUUUAACAACACUUAUGCAAUGCAUGUCAUUGUUGUUCAUAGGUCCUUAAUGUAAGUUUUGUCUUUACCAUUUGUGUCCUCCAAUUGUUUUUACAAGAUUCUUAUUUUAUAUAUCCACCGUCUUAAUGAAUGUUUGAACUGAAAAUAUUUUAAUGUACAUAUACUGCAAAGUCUUUGUUUCAAGGCUUUUCUAGACAUAUAAUUGGUGAAAACAUGUAUGUAGUCAUUGUGCACACUGAUAUAUCUCAGGAUCAGGGUGCCUGCUGUCUUUUUAUAUUUCUUGCCUGUUUCUGCAGUUUGAAAACUAUCUGGGGCAUCUUUAUCCAGAAACACCAUAUGUGAUUCUGUUUAGCAUUUAUUAAUAUUACUUUUUUAAUUCACAAAACAAAGGCUUAAUUAAUUCAGAUUAACUCAGAAUUUUGCAGUGUAAGUGAUUUAAAAUUAAUUCUAUAUUUCUUUAAAAUAUAUUAAAUAUAUUUUGGUAAAUUGUUUGAAAAUAAAUACUUGU
Xyrauchen texanus (razorback sucker) is the source of this 4701-nucleotide messenger RNA. Its product is annotated as SMC5-SMC6 complex localization factor protein 2-like. NCBI's taxonomy places the organism in Eukaryota, Metazoa, Chordata, Actinopteri, Cypriniformes, Catostomidae. The coding region runs from base 483 to 4136 and encodes 1217 amino acids. The record is from RefSeq and is a predicted model, not a curated record. The transcript has 22 exons.